This is a messenger RNA of Seminavis robusta, 3992 nucleotides long. The record is from the annotation of a GenBank genome assembly. NCBI's taxonomy places the organism in Eukaryota, Bacillariophyta, Bacillariophyceae, Naviculales, Naviculaceae.
CUAUCCUUACAAGAUGAAUUCCGCGAUCCAAUCUUGGGGAACUCCAAUGGCUGGAUCAUCGCGACCACAACCACAAACUCCAAAGCCAGACACAAACCCAAGCAGUGAACAGGCUGUUGACUCUUGAUUGAUACAUACACACAUAGAUAGCUGUUAUUAGAAGACAAAAGGAGAAAGACAGAAGAGAACCAUGGCCACUGGCGGCGACGACGACGAUGAUUUUGACGAUGAAAUGGCGGAUUUGUUUUCGUUUGGCGUGGAUGCGGCGUCUCCACGAUCCUCGGCCACGGAAACAGCAGUAGCGACUGCUCCAGCUCCAGGUCCAUCAACCAAGGCGGAUCCUCCAGUGGAUGAUUUGGACGAUUUGUUUCAACAAGAUGACGAAUCGGACGAUUCGUUUUUGAAAAUGCUGAAUGAACAGCCAUUGAAGUUGCCCACGACUAGUACUGGUACUAGUACAGCAGCAGAUGCUACUACAACCAAUGACCCCGAGACGCAGGACAUUUUGAAUUGGUUGGAAGAAGAUGACACGGACGCCGAUGCUCUAUUGGCAGCUGUGGCAGACGAAUCGGCUCAAAAAGUAACGACGGCGCAAGAAGCACAAAAGCAGCAAAAGCAACGAGAAGCUGAAGCUCAACAAAAACAAGAACAAGAGGAACCCCCCAAAACCAAAGCAAUUGUCGCUCCCACAUUUUCCUCGUUGAAAGAAGCACUGGAAUCGAGUCAAUCCACCAAAUUGCAAAUUAUGGAACAAUGGGAACAAACGGCGCAUUGUUCACUGCAAGAUGAUCCUUCGUUACGACCCCUCUUGUGGUCUCGCAUCAUUUGCAAUAAAUCCAUUCCAGAAUUGGAAGCCUCCAGUUUGGCAGAUUCCUUUCAGCAGUUUUUGACACAACAGCAAUCUACUCGGAAUAACAACCCAAACAACAAAAAUAAUGAACAAUUGGAAACCUGGAUUCGAACCGAAUCGGCCAAAUUGGCACCUCGCAUUGUACGGGCCAAUGGAAACAUGACCGUCAAUCAAGCUGAAGAAGCACUCCAAUCCAUUCUGUUAUAUCACUAUCACAACAGCAACAAUAGCAACAGCAACAACAAUUCUUCCACCCCUACUGAUACUGACACUGACUCCACUACUACUACCACUGCUGGCAAUAGUAUCAUUAUGGAUCCACUUCUACCACCCGUCAUUUGCGCCAUUUUGAGUGCCGGUGUCCCCAAACUCGCUACACCCGUACUCAUGAGUCACAUUACUCCCAAUUACAUGCCCUUUCUUGCACUGACACCGCAGGAACGAACCGAAGCUUCCAAAUUGUUGCAUUCUCAAUUCUACUUGCUCGCAUGUUAUCAUUUGCCCGAUCUCGUCUAUCAUUUAGAUCGAUAUGUGCCUGGAUGGUAUUGGGCUAUUCAACAGCAACAACCACAAGACGAAAAGGAAAAUGACAACAACAAGAAAACCAAUUUUCAACAACAAGGCGUCAUUCCACCGUCGUGGCUCAUGACACAUUUAGUGGGAGAAUCCAGUUGUUCCAAUUCCUCCUUUCUACUCGAUCCCGACCGGGUCCUACAACUCCUCGAUCUCGUCUUUACCAAUGAAAACAAUUCACUACGAUUCUUUUUGGUAUUGGCUGUACUCGAACAACAUUCCGAUCAUUGGUUGGAAUUGACUGGCGAAGAGCUCUUGCAAGCGUUGCAUCACAAUUUACAAGAUUCGACGCAUCGUGUGAGUAUGGACGAAUGGCACGCUCGAGCCAAGUCCAUGAAGGCGGCGACACCCGAUAGUGUCGUCGACAAGUUGCGCACGGCCGAAGAUGAAUCCGUCCGUGCGGCAUUUCAAGCGAGACAAGAACGAUCGGAAGCCGCCUUGAAAGCGCGCCUCCAAGCCGAAGCCACGGCCCAUCGACUGGCGCAAGAACAAAAAGCCGAAGAAGCACGCACGCGGUUGACACGAGCGCGAUUGGUGGCAUUCUAUCGUCGCUUCAAUCCCACCAAGGAACAAAAUGUCGACAAGAUUAUGGAAACCUACAAGGAUCGCAUGGGAGAACUCGAUGCCAAAUUAAAGAAAAAGUACGGAGUCGGAUUCAAUCCGGCACUCAAACCAAAGAGCAACAACAAUAAACAGCAGCAGCCCAAAAAGACAAUGGCCGAAGCCGCCAAUGAUUCCAUGAAAAAGACAAUGGCAUCCAUGAAUUACGGCAUGAAGAGUUUGACGACCAUGAGUGGAAGACGAAAACACGAUAAUCCACUCAAUGACGACGAACGACAAGAUACCGAUGCAAUGAGAAUCAAAGAACAUCGCGUAUCGGUCAGUGUCAAGGUCGGAGAGACGUUGCCGUAUAUUUGCAUGAGUCGAGAACAAGCCAAUGACAUUCGACGCGUCUGUCUCCAAAAGGAUUUGCCCAUGCCUCUACGUUUUUACCUCGUCGACAGUCGUUCCGAUCUCUUGGCCGAACAACAGGGACGAUUCCCCACGGCGGCACGGCUGGCGCCCGAGACACUGAUGGAUCCGGAACUCUUGCAAAAAUACGAAGAUUCCUUCGAAGCCGUUCGUGGAUCGUUUCACAUUUGUGUCAUGGGAGAAGGAUACAGCGCCAUUCCGGCACUGUACGGACAAAAGUUGACACCCAAUUUGGAAGAAUACAUGCGCGAGGAUGAAUCGCGGACCAACAAUUGUGCAUUGUUCUUUGUCAAGCGGGGAUUUCCCUUUGUGUCGGUACUCGAAGGUGGAUUCGCAUCGGCGCAUGCAUGGCUCGUACGGGAGGGACCCAAAAAGGGAUUUGAUGUCAAAUCGUUGUUGGUCGAUUACAAUACAGACGUAUCGCUAUUUGGGCAAAUGGAAAAGAUACGCAUGGAACAAAAGGGACAGGCCGUCUACAAGACGCAACGGGCAUUGCACAAUCUUUUGGAGACUUCCAUGGCGACACUGGUUCGUGGCAAGAUGCAGUUGGAAGGAUCGUUUGCACAGGAAGUACAGGCGACAGUGGCGGCCAAUAAUAGCAACAACAACAAAAAGUCCACUAUAGGAGCGGCUACACUGCAAGACGAGACUGCUGGGGGUGGAGGCAUUACGAGUUUCACGUCGUUCUUUGGCCGGAGGCAGCAAGUUGCGGCGGUCGACAACAACAAGGCACCGCCCAAGCAGGAUCCUCCAGCCGAUAAUAAGGACAAGGCAGAGGCCACCACCAACAACAACAUCAGCAAGACAAACCCGCCAGCACCUGUCCCCGCCGCGCAACAGGCACCGCAGAACCGUUUCUCAAAAUGGCGACAAGCGGCCGCAUCUGCCAUCCAGGAAACAGCACAGCAGCCGGCAGCACCGGCAUCGGCUGCUACUACUACUCCACAGAAUCAACAGCAACCGCAACAAGCAAAACCGAAACCACCAGCACCCACCGGGAAUCGUUUUGGUGGGUUUGGAGGGCUCCUGAAUCGUUCCACUUCACAGGAUACGGACCCCAACAACAGCGCACAAACCAAGCCCCAACCAGCAAUGCGACGUAACCCAUUUGCUCGUUUUGGUGGUGGUGCAGCUGCAACGACGGAGCCUGCCAAAGGAGCUGCGGCUUCUGGCUUUGGUGGAUUCAUGAAAGCAGCCCCUGGUUUUGGUCGCAAUGCCCCCACCGAAAACGCUGCCGCCAACAAACCCAACACCACCACAGCACCGACAAAGCAACAACAACCGCCGGCAAGUGCCACGAUUGUACAAAUCCCACCGAAACCGGAUGCUCCAAAGGGAAACGAAGAAUCCAUCUCGUUUGAGAAUGGCGAAGCUAAAGAGAAGAAUGCGACUCCCAAGGUUCGUCCUGUGUGAUGAUUCGAUUCGACCUGGAUCGUCCUGGUCGCAGCAUCUCCUGCCCGGUACAAUGACGUUAAAAUUCUGGCUGCGAUGUGCGAUGUUGCGACGACUUUGGAAGGACGAGUGAAGCUGCUAGGACGUCACAGUAAAAAUGCUAACUACUAGCUAGAGCUUUUGAUCAUGCUUCUUGUCAUUUCAU